Molecule: messenger RNA, 951 nt
Organism: Amyelois transitella
Lineage: Eukaryota; Metazoa; Arthropoda; Insecta; Lepidoptera; Pyralidae
Product: keratin-associated protein 19-2
Exons: 3
Coding region: 110-805 (231 amino acids)
Source: RefSeq, a predicted model, not a curated record
UAAGGUUUGGACGCACGCGUGCGCACGCAGAGCGCAUCUCCGCUCGGCACAUAAGUGCGCGUGCGUUACUGCCUGUAAGUCAUUGUUGUACGUCGGACAUAUUUAUACAAUGGCUUUAAGAAUAUUUACUGUUUUGGUGGCAGCAGCUGGCUAUGCCUGUGCAGCUCCAAGUGAAACCUCGGAUCUAGAAAAGGCCUUGAUUCCUAAACAAGUAGAUCAACAAAAAGAUGAUUUAGUUACUGACGCUAGUAGCUCGUAUGUUCGCGGUUAUUCGGAUUGGGGCGGUUACCCUAGUGCAAGCAGCUAUAGUGGUUACGGAGUUACGGGCUACGGCACUUUAGAUGACAAAUAUAACAACUACAAUUCAUACUAUGGGGGGUACGGUGGAUAUGACAACGCGUACGGCUACAACGGAUACGCCGGGAACUCUGGAUAUGGCGGUUACGCCGGGAACUCUGGCUAUGGCGGAUACGCUGGAAACUCUGGCUACGGCGGAUACGCCGGGAACCAAGGUGGAUACGCCGGGAUCUCAGGCGGAUAUUCUGGGAUCAACGGCGGCUACAAUGACUACAACGGUUACAAAAGAUACGGCGGCUAUGGCCUAAGUAAUGUUGCCGGAAAUGGCGGAUAUGGUGGCUAUGGAGGAAACGGUGGACUAGUGUCUUAUUAUGGAUACAAUAGCCCAUAUAACCAAGGCGCAUAUCAUCUGGGCUAUGGAUAUUAUAACAAAAGAACCGGUAAUAUCUAUAACAGUGGUGUUACUCCUAGUUUAGUCACAGGAUAUAGAGGUUACUCAAGAAGAUAAGGAACACAUUGUCAAUAAUAAUUAUUUUUUACUGCUUUACUGUGUAAGAUAACCAAAGUAAUUUCCCAAAGUUAGGUAACUUAAUAUAUUUUAAAACUUUGUUACAAAUGUUAACUUUUGUUUAUCAAUAAAAAAUAUUAUUCCUU